AAGGCUGCGAGUUCGACCCUCGCGGUGGGCUAUGUUUUUGUCCAGAUAGUAUGUGAAAUCGUGAUCGGGGUCCGGUCCGCCCGGAUCCCGGCUUGUAGUAAAUAAACACACUGCGAUACGUUAUUCUUCAUGUUGCCCAUAGUACCUGACGAUGAAACGAUCCAAUCAGUAAUAUCAAUCGUACAGCCGUCUCUUCCAGGACUAGAUACCAAUAAAUUGCAUGACGCGGUCAUCGAUGCGUAUCCGGAGUGGCAGGGCGUGGUCGGUGAGAAACGAGUACGGCGUGUAAUGGCUAACUCAAAAAAGGACGAGGAGGCGGAGGGACCUAUCAAGGACGACAAUGCCUCUACUAUUACGACACCAAAAACGAAAAAGAAGAAAAAAGCAAAGGCAAAGGCAAAGGCCUCAUCACGAGAAACUUACCCUACCUCGUCUCUCCUUCCCGACUCCGUACUGACCCUGCCGCCGACUGUCGCCGUCCGGUAUUUUGACAAGCAAAAGGGGAAAGGUCUUGUCGCACUCAGACGCAUCGAGGAAGGCGAGACGUUAUGGAAGGAGGAUCCGUGGAUUAUCGCACCAGAGUGGGACAUCUUUGACCUCCAGCAGCGCGCAGUCGCUUGUGCUCACUGUACUACACCGUUUUCACAAUCAUCUGCCCUUGUGGUCUCUUGCCAGCACUGUUCUGCGCGCUACUGCACCCGUCUCUGUUUCUCGCGAUCAGUGUCUACCCAUCCCCUUCUGUGUCCCGGCCAGAACGCUGCCAGUGUCCCGUUGCUCAAGCAGGCCAGAUCACUGGCAUGGAUGGCCCUGCACGCAAUCUCGCGCGUCACCGCUCGGGUUUUGCUGGGUGGCGAACAGGAGUGGGACGUUGUCAAGGCGAUGGCAGAGCUUGGGAUGGAAGAGCGGUUUCAAAAGAUUCAUCUGACGCCAGAGCGGGAGACUUGGAAACGAGUGUGGACAUUGUACGUUGACGCAUUCCGAUCUCCUCAAGCCUUGAAAAUCGUCGCAAAGUCGAAGAAACCGCUGGCAGAACAAACGGAGAAGGAGCUGUUUAGCUAUGAAGGUUUCUUGCGAGGACUGGGAAGAAUGAGCUUAAAUCUCGAAUCUCAUGGAGGGCUGUACCUCCUCCACUCUCACUUGAACCAUUCCUGUGAUCCCAACCUGUCUAUCAGGCAUCUACAGCGGUCGUCUGCACUUGCACGCAUAACCGUGAUAGCUAAACGCGCCAUUUUACCAGGCGAGGAGCUGAUAAUCACUUAUGUUGACCCGUCUUUGGACAUAGCACAAAGACGACAAGCAUUGGGAGAGUGGGGUUUUGGCAACUGUACCUGUUCGCGAUGCAAUAGAGAAGCUGCGACAGUUGAAGAUGAAUCACAAGGCCAAGAGAAAAGGAGACAUGAGAGCAGUCUAGAUAUGAAGGAUUUGGAGCGCGAGUUGAAGGAAGGUUUGGGACUGUGGGGAUGAGUGAAUGCGUUCUCUCUCUCUUUUACACUUUCUCCGCGGAAGCGAAAAUACAGUUCAGACCGAUACUCUAAUAAUGUAUCUACUCGAAACAGGGUAGACAUGGAAAAUACGGGGUAAAUAUAAAUGACAGAACCC
Guyanagaster necrorhizus is the source of this 1599-nucleotide messenger RNA. RefSeq names its product SET domain-containing protein. Gene Ontology annotation, biological process: negative regulation of gene expression, epigenetic. The transcript has 2 exons. NCBI's taxonomy places the organism in Eukaryota, Fungi, Basidiomycota, Agaricomycetes, Agaricales, Physalacriaceae. Gene Ontology annotation, molecular function: protein binding; histone H4K20 methyltransferase activity. The coding region runs from base 130 to 1464 and encodes 444 amino acids. The record is from RefSeq and is a predicted model, not a curated record.